UUCGAGGCAAGCGGUGAACGAUCAUGGAUGUUUUUAAGCAGGUCGGCAGGAAGGACCUCUCUUCUACCAACAUGUCCAGUCUCCUCACAGGCGGAUUCGGGUACCCACACAACUUCACUAGCGAUUCUCCAUCAAUGUCCAUCAGUAAGCUUUUCCCAGCCUUGUUACAGUGCUUUGGUAUAAUCCUUUGUGGAUAUAUCGCUGGCCGAGCCAACAUAAUCACGUCAACUCAGGCGAAAGGACUAGGAAACUUUGUCUCUCGCUUUGCCCUCCCAGCUUUAUUGUUCAAAAACAUGGUUGUCCUGAAUUUUUCCCAUGUGAAUUGGUCCUUCCUAUACAGCAUCCUGAUUGCCAAAGCGUCAGUGUUCUUCUUAGUCUGCAUCCUAACGUUGUUGGUAGCCACACCAGAGAGGCGGUUUAGCAAAGCUGGGCUUUUUCCCAUUUUUGCUACUCAGAGCAAUGACUUUGCACUAGGAUAUCCUAUAGUUGAAGCUUUAUAUCAAACCACGUAUCCAGAAUAUCUCCAGUACAUUUACUUGGUCGCACCGAUAUCUCUUAUGAUGCUAAAUCCCUUAGGAUUUAUCUUCUGUGAAAUCCAGAAAUCAAGGGACAGUCCGACUGCCUCUCUCAGCAAGAUGGAGAUCCUGGUGCUUGGACUUCUUCGAGUAUUGCAGAACCCCAUAGUAUUUAUGGUCUUCAUAGGAAUUGCCUCAAAUUUCAUUCUUGGGCAGAAGGUUCCGGAAUACCUGGAGAACUUCCUCGAUGGACUUGCCAGUUCAUUUUCUGGCUCCGCGCUUUUUUAUCUGGGGCUCACCAUGGUGGGCCAGUUAAAGAAACUGACAAAGGGUGCUUUUGUUGCACUGAUUCUUCUUAUUACAGCUAAACUACUGUUGAUGCCACUUCUCUGCAGGGAAAUGGUGGAGUUAUUGGACAAGAGCAACACUUUAGUCAACCACACCAGCUUAGCAAACUAUGCAUUUCUUUACGGAGUCUUUCCAGCUGCUCCUGGCGUGGCUAUAUUUGCAACGCAGUUUAACAUGGAAGUAGAAAUUAUCACUUCUGGAAUGGUAAUUAGCACUUUCGUCUCUGCUCCCAUCAUGUAUGUUUCUGCCUGGCUGUUAACUAUUCCAUCUAUGGAUCCAAAGAAACUGGCAUCUGCAAUCCAAAACGUUAGCUUUGAUAUUAGUAUUGUCAGUCUUGUUUCUUUGGUGUGGUCCCUUGCUGUCAUCCUUCUGAGUAAAAAAUACAAACAGCUUCCUCACAUGCUGACAACGAACUUACUAAUUGCUCAGUGUGUCUCCUGCAUUGGAAUGGUGAUAUGGAACUUCACUAUUGAAGAAAGAAGUAUCACUGUGCAAAUACUUGUGUUCAUUUUCCUGUACAGUGCACUUUAUAGUGCUUUUUUGUGGACAGGUCUCUUAUCCCUGUCUCUGCUGCUUUUGAAAAAAAAAGAAGCCAUAAAGCUCCCUGUCGGAAUUCUCAUUAUAAUAGGCUGGGGAAUCCCAGCAGUUCUCGUUGGAAUCAUGUUACUCUCUGGCGAACGAAAUAAAGAUGUCAUUGAUUCUGCGUUUUUUUAUGGGAAACAUCAGAUGAUUAUUACGGCAGUAAUCGUAUUCAUCAGCAUAUUGAUCUCAGGUGUGUCGCUCAUGUGCCUGAACAGAGCCGGCCGAGAGGCCAGCGGUGAAGCACUGACCCAGCAAUCCCAAUCGAGUGCAACGGAGGAACCUGAAAGGGAUAUAAGCGAGCAAAGCACGUCUUCGACCAGCGUUUCUCAUUCACUGACGAGCUCUUCCAUGGAACGAGGGUGCUGUGCGUGCCAAAAGCAAGAUGGAGAGUUAUGCUCCCCUGAAGGAGAGCCAGCGUCUCCCCUUAGUGCCAAUCAUAACUGCACUCUGUCAAUUGAGACAGCCAAUCAGUGCUUGAGUCCAUGUAGUUCUCAGACCUGCAUGUUGGCACAGGAAGAGCAGUUUCUGCAGGUUGGGGACCAACAGCUGGCCAGACAUGUGCUGCUGUGCCUGCUACUCAUCGUGGGCCUCUUUGCCAAUCUCUCCAGUUGUUUGUGGUGGUUAUUCAACCAAGAACCUGGAAGACUCUAUGUGGAACUGCAGUUCUUCUGUGCUGUAUUUAAUUUUGGUCAGGGAUUCAUUUCUUUUGGAAUAUUUGGCUUAGACAAACAUUUAAUUAUUCUUCCAUUCAAACGAAGGUUCGAGUUCCUCUGGGGUAACAGAGACACAGGGGAAAGAAGGGAUUCCUCCAUACCUGAGGAAAUCCGGAUGACGUGCCAACAGUUUGUUCAUUACCACAAGGAUUUGUGUGUCAAGAGCAUUGUCCAGCGCAGAAGGUGUGGAGUAAAGGUGGCCACUGGCGUCUUCUUCGGCUGCGACCUGGUGGACUGGCUCAUCGAAGUCGGCCUUGCCUUAGACCGUGGGGAAGCUGUGGUGUAUGGAGACAGAUUGGUGAAAGGAGGCGUCAUCCGGCAUAUUACCAAUGAAUUUGAGUUUCGGGAUGAGCAAUUACACUAUCGCUUUGUUCCUAGGAGAUCCAUGGUGAGAGAAAGCCACGGAAACGGGGAGGUCCUUCGGAGCUUAGCCUGAUGGGGCUUUCCGAA
This is a messenger RNA of Euleptes europaea (tarantolino), 2608 nucleotides long. It is a transcript of the gene GPR155, whose product is annotated as G protein-coupled receptor 155. Gene Ontology annotation, biological process: transmembrane transport; intracellular signal transduction. The record is from RefSeq and is a predicted model, not a curated record. The coding region runs from base 24 to 2594 and encodes 856 amino acids. The transcript is spliced from 15 exons. Gene Ontology annotation, cellular component: membrane. NCBI's taxonomy places the organism in Eukaryota, Metazoa, Chordata, Lepidosauria, Squamata, Sphaerodactylidae.